AUUUACAUACUUUACAUAUCACUGUUAUCUUUUUAAUUGCUUAUUUCAAUAUAUGAUUAUUGUUAUUCUUAUACUGCAGUAAUUAAUAAUACUACAUUAGUAUCCUUGCAUUUUCUUUAGAGGUUGAAUUUUUAUGUAUAGGCUUAUGCGGUAAAGUUUUCAAAACAAGUUUUGUGUGACCUUGUAACAUUAUCAUUUUGUAUUAUCGCACAUCGCGUUUGUAUGUCGAUUCUCGAUUACUAUACACCAGUUACCUCCAGUUACAGAAUACGUACAUUACACACAUAUACAUACAACUGGUGCAUUAUUUUUUUUUAUCUAAUUUCAUAAUGGCAACAGGCGCAUUAGUAAAAUCAACGAAGUUAUGUUUGUACACACUGCAUGGAGCAAAGGCAACAGCCUCACAAUGCCGUACAUUCACUACCCAGCUGACUGAUCAGCAGCAAAGCAUACAGGAUCUCUGUAGACGUUUCAGCAAAAAGAAUCUUAGACCAAAUGCAUCGAAACUUGAUUUGGCUGGUAGAUUUCCAUUUGAUGAGAUUAAAAAAUUAACCGACCUAGGUCUUAUGGGAGCCAAUGUUGACGAGGAGUAUGGAGGUCUUGGCCUGGACUACUUGUCUCUCGCGAUCGCAGUGGAAGAGCUGUCCAGAGGAUGCGCCAGUACUGGCAUGAUUGUAUCAAUACACAACUUCUUAUAUGCAAACUUGGUGAAUGAGAAGGGAACAGAAGAGCAGAAGGAGCAGUUUUUAAGAGAUUUCACUAAAGGAUCAAUUGGAUGCUUCUCUUUAAGUGAACCUGGCGCGGGAAGUGACGCAGCAAGCAUAAAUACGAAAGCUAUUCAAGAUGGCGACUAUUGGGUGCUCAAAGGCAAGAAGAGCUGGGUCAGUUCUGCCAUCGAGGGUUCCGCCACGACAGUGUUUGCCACUUUUGAUCCUGACCUUAGACACAAGGGUAUAGCUUGUUUCCUGGUGCCUCUAGAUGCAGAAGGUGUAUUCAGAGGCAAGAAAGAGCCAAUUAUCGGCGUGAGGGCGGUGACGGCUUGUGAUCUGACCUUGGAAGAUGUCAGGAUACCCAAGUCAUACAUGGUGGGCGAGCCCGGGGAUGGCUUCAAGAUUGCCAUGGAGCAGUUGGAUCAGGGCAGAAUAGGGAUCGCCGCUCAUGCAGUUGGUAUAGCCCAAGCGGCUCUUGAUACAGCUAUCAACUAUGCGAAGGAAAGGGUUGCGUUCGGAAAAAGUCUGACCCGACUACCCUCAGUUAAGGACAGGCUGACUGAUAUGUCCAUUCUGGUGGAGACGGCCCGGCUGCUAACGUACCGCGCAGCCACCAACGUGAGCACGAAGAAUAGUGCGAUGGCCAAGUACGUGUCCGGAAGGAAUGCGGCCGCCGUCGCUGACCACUGCGUGCAGAUACUGGGCGGCCGCGGACUGUCCACUGACUACGACGCGGAGCGACACUUCAGGGACGCUAGAGGUACGCAGAUAUAUGGUGGAGUUACAGACAUUCAGAAAAGACUGAUCGGACAUUACCUGCUCAAAGAGAACGAUGCGCUCUGAAAGUGGCGGCGGUAAGCGGGUAGAACUGGUUAGAACUAGUUUUUCUAUGUUAAGGAUACACCAGAAACAAUAUAUUAAAAUUAUUGGACAAUAAACACUGCCCAUGGUGCGGGAAUUCUUGGUACUAAUUCGUGUA
Achroia grisella is the source of this 1689-nucleotide messenger RNA. RefSeq names its product short-chain specific acyl-CoA dehydrogenase, mitochondrial-like. Bases 330 to 1553 code for a protein of 407 amino acids. The record is from RefSeq and is a predicted model, not a curated record. Gene Ontology annotation, cellular component: mitochondrion. Gene Ontology annotation, biological process: fatty acid beta-oxidation using acyl-CoA dehydrogenase; butyrate catabolic process. Gene Ontology annotation, molecular function: flavin adenine dinucleotide binding. The transcript has 9 exons. NCBI's taxonomy places the organism in Eukaryota, Metazoa, Arthropoda, Insecta, Lepidoptera, Pyralidae.